Prunus avium (sweet cherry) is the source of this 639-nucleotide messenger RNA. The record is from RefSeq and is a predicted model, not a curated record. NCBI's taxonomy places the organism in Eukaryota, Viridiplantae, Streptophyta, Magnoliopsida, Rosales, Rosaceae.
UCAGGGGAGAUUUUGAUGUUGGUGAAUGGACAGAAAGCUUGGUGUGUGGCAAAGCCUGCAGCACCACAACAAGCACUGCAGUCAGCUCUGGACUAUGCCUGUAACUAUGCAGAUUGCAGCCCUACAAAGAAAGGAGGUUCUUGCUAUGACCCGGAUAGGCCAGCGCACCAUGCCUCAUUUGCCAUGAAUGCUUACUACCAGAAGAUGGGAAGAAACCAAUGGAACUGUCAUUUUAACAAUACCAGUCUCAUUUCCUUGGCAGAUCCAAGUUACAAUCCCUGCUGCCAAUUUGUGAGUGGAGGAUCAGGACCUCCACUGCCACAAGAAAAGGAGGAUACUUGGUGUGUGCCUAAGCCAGGAACCCCAGACUCUGCAUUACAGAACAUCAUAAACUUCACUUGUGGAAUAUUAAAAGAAUGCCGUGAAAUACAAGAACAUGGUUCAUGCUACUUUCCAAAUACCCUCAUAAACCAUGCCUCAUUUGCCAUGAAUCUUUACUAUAAGACUGAUGGACGCUACAAUUGUGAUUUCAAUGGCGUUGGCCUUAUAGUCGUCACUAAUCCAAGUUUUGGUGAUUGUAUCUAUGUCUGAGUAUGCCCAAUGGGAAAAUGGAAACUGUAAUUUGAUGAUGCAUCAGAA